GGACGUGGAGGAUUAAAAUGGCUGCGAAAGACCAGGUCGAGAGUUGGACCGAGGAGGCAGUUUGUCCCAUCUGCCUGGAUUUCUUCACCGAUCCGGUUAUACUGGAGUGCGGGCACAACUUCUGCCGCUCCUGUAUCACACAGAGUUGGGACAGGGAGGUGAGAAACUCCUGCCCGGAAUGUAGAGAGGUGUUUACAGACCGCACCCUCAGGGUGAAUCGGGCCUUGGCGAGACUGUCUGAGAAAGCUCGAACACUGAGCCUGAAUCGUACAGAGAAGGAAAGUAAACUUCAGUGCGAGGAACAUCAGGAAGAACUGAAGCUGUUUUGUGAAACUGACAAGAAGCUGAUCUGUGUGAUUUGUCGAGAUGCGCGGGAACACAGAGAUCACCGCUUCAUGCCGGUUAAAGAAGCUGUCGAAACCUACAAGGAUCAGGCGAAAUCUUCCAUCCAGUCUCUCACAAAAAAGAAAUCAGGGAUCCAAUGGCAGCAAAGCCACGUGGUGCGACCACAGACCAGCUGUAACUUUGAGAAUUAA
Amblyraja radiata (thorny skate) is the source of this 536-nucleotide messenger RNA. Its product is annotated as zinc-binding protein A33-like. Gene Ontology annotation, molecular function: zinc ion binding; ubiquitin-protein transferase activity. The record is from RefSeq and is a predicted model, not a curated record. NCBI's taxonomy places the organism in Eukaryota, Metazoa, Chordata, Chondrichthyes, Rajiformes, Rajidae. The coding region runs from base 18 to 536 and encodes 172 amino acids. The transcript is spliced from 3 exons. Gene Ontology annotation, biological process: protein ubiquitination.